AUGAAUUUCGAUUUGCAUGUCCUCGAUCCAGCCCUUGAUUCUGCCCACACACAAGACUCUACACUGGCCCCAUUGCAGCAAACCCCUUACCACGGCCUAAUCUUGGAGGACGAAGACGAUGCAAUUGAUUCAAGCAUAGAGGCACCGGCGGUUUCUGGAAGGCAGUCUUCGGGUAGAGGUCGCAAGAAGGCUAAAUCGACCAGGAAAGAAGUCUCCGAGCCAACACUCCACAUCUUGUUGGACUAUUGCCUCUACGUUAAUGUCCACAACCCGCAAAUUUCGGACAAGCAACGUGCGGCAUCCACGAAGGGCGACUGGGACAAGAUUGUACCCAGCAAAGACAACUUGCCGUACUUGGACACCAACCUUAUGCAUAGACACUGGGACGAGCUUCAGGACGAAAUUCUUCGGAUCAUUGGGAAUAGCCAACGGAAUCUCGAUGUCUUCCUUGAUCAAAUCAGGAGGACAGACAAUUUAAAAUUCCAUUUGUACAUUUCAAACAGCCAUUCAUUUCCCUUCAGACGCGCAUACUACUGUUCGUCUGAUGAACAACUCCGGCCAUUCGCUGAGGAAGUCGUCAAAAAGCCGCACCAGAAAGUCUUCAUCCGAGUGAUAAUGGAUGACCCGUCUGCGCAGGAUAAGUCUGAUUUUGCAAAAGAGAAGUCUGAUAAACAGAAAAAGAAGGUUGAAAAGAUCCUUGCAAUAGCGGUUGGUUCGGAUAAAGAGCGUCUCCCGCUACAACGAGAGCAAGCUCGGCAACUACAGAAUCCUCGCUCAGAUGUCAGUGGGGACCCAACUGCUCCGUGGGUGGUCCGACUUCGGCAGCAUCUUGAGCAGAAGUCAAAUGCUAAGCCUUCGGAGGUCAUUUUCUGGCCCCACAAGGACGAUGCGAAUUUGGUGCUUCGGGUGAACCAUAACCGUUUAUGGGCCUGGGCUAACGUGCUUGAGGCAAAAUCAUCCGGCCACAUAACAGAUGCCAACCGGCACGUUGACAUGGACACCCCCCCGAACGGAUCGACUUUCCAGUGGGAGCGUCGAUCUGGAAUAUCUCCUUUGAAACAUCGCGCAGCUCCAGGGAAUUCUCAUCAAAAUGAUGACUCACAAACAUCGGUCAGGAAUCCAGGUCGAAUCAACAGCGUGCCUCGGAAAUCCAUUAAUCAUUCGGCCGCCAAUACACUUGCCUCUGGUCUCUACUCAGGACCGUCUGCCUCUGGUCUCUCCUCAGGACCGUCUACGACGGAUAGCACGCCAAGUCUGCAAUUGCUCUCCCUUGACUCUGGUCGCAACACUCCGACAUUGAACGGCCCAAUCGUAUUGAGUCCUGCAAGCCGUUGCAAGACUUUAAAUUCGGACGCUGAACUCGAAGGUCGAAAGGUCGAUGAUGUCAAUGCAGUCUCCAAAGGGUCAAGCGAUUCAAUCGAGUACAUGAACAAUAUCUCGGUUGAUUAUGCCAUGUCGUCGGGAAGGCCAAACGACACUGCACAUCCAAGGAAGAUGGCCCGAAGCCCUUCGGGUUAUGGUACAUGCGAUUUCAGGUGCAUGUCAGUCUGUCCACGCGAUUCAUCACACUCGCGGUCUCCAACUCGGAAAACUCGACUCGAUCCAAGGUUACCCCUACUUCCAGCUGGCAAGAAUCUCACAAUGGAUGACUUCUUGCGGCACUGCAACAUUGACGUUGACGAUCCAAUGUGCCAGAUCUUAAUAAAAGGCCACGAUUUGAAGCACUGGUCGUUUUUUCGGGGCAAGUCAGACGAGCAGUUAAUGAGAAUAGGAUUCACACGAGGAUUGGCCACUCAUCUGAGUGAUGGUGCAAGCGAGUUGGAGCUCACUAUGGUCCAACAUGAUUUGAGUGAAGGCUAG
Messenger RNA from Puccinia graminis f. sp. tritici CRL 75-36-700-3, 1860 nucleotides. RefSeq lists its product as uncharacterized. The record is from RefSeq and is a predicted model, not a curated record. Bases 1 to 1860 code for a protein of 619 amino acids. NCBI's taxonomy places the organism in Eukaryota, Fungi, Basidiomycota, Pucciniomycetes, Pucciniales, Pucciniaceae. The transcript has 3 exons.